GGAGUGCGUCUGCAGUACCACAAACUAAAUUGUUUUUUCUAUGCAUUACUCAUACCUGGGUCAUCCGCUUCGAGGAUAUUCUAUCGCGUUCAUGGUUCAGUUAUCGCUGUCUCCAAGGCUCAACUGACCUUGCCGGAUCGCAUCAAGGAACAGCAAGAAAAAAUGAAAGAACAAAUGUUUGAUCAGUUGAAACAGCUGGGAAACAUGGUCCUGAAACCAUUCGGAUUGUCCACAGAAAAUUUCAAGGUGCAAAAGAAUCCGGACUCUGAAGGCUAUUCCAUUAACUUUGUACGAUAG
Molecule: messenger RNA, 297 nt
Organism: Echinostoma caproni
Lineage: Eukaryota; Metazoa; Platyhelminthes; Trematoda; Plagiorchiida; Echinostomatidae
Source: the annotation of a GenBank genome assembly